AUCUUACUGUAAUGGGAAAACCUCAGAUUCUAGAACCUGUAAAAUCCUCUCUUUCUCCUUAUGGGGAGAUUCUCUAUUCCUUGACGCUACAGAAGUUUUAUCCCACAAAUAUAAACAUCAGCUGGACACGUAAAGCAGGCAAUCUUCAUAAAACAAUACCAGCCAUAGAAAAAAAACAAAAAAACACUGAUGGAACAUUAAAUGUUUGUUCUGAAGUCAAAAUUCCAGAGGACCACAUGAAAGAUCCAUCAUUUUCUGUGCAGGCAACCUGGGAACAUGAGUCCUUGGAUACAGCUGGAAGCAAAACACUAGCUAUAAAAGAUUUCAUUUGGAAACCAAAGGUGGAAGAAAUAAAGACAUCUCUAAUGCUCCAUAAGACACCAUUCACCCUGCAAUGUAACAUCUCACAGUAUUUCCCAGAUGCACUGACUGUGAUAUGGCUGAGAAGAGAAGAAGGAAGCCAGGAAGUAACUGCAGUGACUGACAGACCUGAUAUAAAGUCACACAGAGAUCAGGAUAACACCUACAGCUGCACAACCAGCCUGACUGUCACCCCAACACUAAGUACAGACCAAGGGGCAGAAUAUAUCUGCAGGGUGCAACAUCCCACACUGGUGCAGUCAAUAGAGAGAAGCACCGGGAACCUUAUUGUAAUGGCAAAACCGCAGUUCAUGGAGUCCAUAAAAUACAAUACUGAUUCUUCUCAAGUUAUAUUCUCCCUGAACCUGCGAAGGUUUCACCCUAAGGAAAUUGAGAUCCUCUGGAAGCACGGUGAUAAAUUACAAUAUCAGGAAAAAGACAAAAUCACAAUAACACAGAAUUCUGAUCAGACAUUUGAUGCUGUAAGCGAGUGCUGCUGUCCUAAACAAAUCUUAGAUGAUCCAACAUAUAAAAUCAAUGUGACUUGGAAUCAUGUGACCCUGGACAAUCCUGAAACGAAAAUACUGAAAAUAAAAGAUUUGUUUGGCACGUCCACAUCAAAAAUAUAAUUGCAUCAAGAUUAUAAUCAAAGACCACACUGUAUUGUAAAGCUUCCAAACCUUUACCAGCUAAACUAAUCAUUGGUUAAUAAAGAAGACAGGAAGUGUUAAGGCGUCUGCAAUGUCUAUCGGUUAUCGGAUCAGCAAGACACAAACAAGUGAGGAUAAGACACAAUCCUGUGAAUCUUAGGCAACAUUUACCCCAAAUUCAAACAAACCACAAAUUGUAGAAUUUAUAAUACGUGGUUGUAACUUCACUGAGGAGGAAACAAAGUCUUAAACAGAACCAAAUUUAGAAAAGCUACAAAAGACUAUUUUAUAGAAAGUACUUUUGAUCUUACAGCAAGAGAACCAACAACUUCUCAUUAACUGAUACAGACGUCAUGUGGAUUCAGGAAAAGCUCAACUCUCUGGAAUGCAAAAAAUGUCUUACUCAAAUUUGUGUUGUCCUAUUGAAUGUAUUAAGUCUACAAAUCUACUGCAUACGAUAUUUGUCACUUGAGAACUCUGCAAAUGCCUUAUACAUGCAGAGGAUGCAAAAGUUACUAAUACAGCGCACUGGGAUCACAUUAGCAUUGAUGUUCAAUAAAUACAGUUUGGGCAUGAACUGGGGAUUCUGAUUAAAAUGUAAAGAAAAAAAUGUAUAUAUCUCAGACUGGAGACCCCAGAAUGAAUAAGGAGCCUAAAUAAUUUUUCAUUUUUUUAUUUUCCCAGUUGUAUUUACUUGCUCAUAGACAAUAAAAUAACAAAUGCUAGUACUAUAGUAGUGCCCCCUUAAUUUAUGAAUAUCUAGGUGCAUAAUUAAAGCCAUAAUCACUGAUAAAAGUAAGUAGAAAUUAAAUUAAGAUAUAUUGGUGCUAAGAACCUGAAUAACAGAAGGAUAAGAAUGAAAUUGAUGCUAUUUUUCUUUGUUGAUUCUAAACAUUUUUUUUUAAAGGAAUUGCAAAUAAAAAUGUACUACUCUCCAGAAUAAAGGUAGCUCCGUUUUUAUGCAUGUGGAGAUGAGUGCAUGUUCACAAAUAGAGUUGUGGGAGUUAUCUUUAUCCAGCCAGUAGGCCAUGAGUCCUUAGGUAUGCAUCAUGGAUUUCUUGAUGGAUCAUGCACAAAUAAAAUAAUGUUAAAUUACUUCUUUUUUUAUUGUGCUUUUAAGGACACAGGAAUGGUUUAACAGAAUGUGCUAAAAGUAAAGACUAGUGGCGUGAGUGUAGUAAUGAGCAAUGACGUUUUAGGGGACACCAAGACAGAUAUAUACUGUAUAUGAUUUGCUUCUCUCCUGAGUCAUUCCAACAUAUUUAUAUUACGGGAUCAGAAUGAUUAAGGAUUAACCACAGUGUAUUGUUUGUAAAACCAUAAGGUAGAAAAUACAAUAGUCUUAUUACCCUUUACUUACUUACCCAGCUCCUGGCUGAUUACUCUUCUGCUGUCACUCUGCAGUCUGCAUGCUCUCCCUCUGCUUUCCCCACCUGCCGCACAAAGGUCCUUCAGUCAUGUGCCAUCCAUCAGCACAAAAAAAAAGCUGGCUUAACCUCCUGUACGCACUUUCAAAUGUUAUGUGCGCACGCCGACGGUAGGGCUCUCCAAUCCCCCCCCCCCCCCCUACAGCAAAUGUUCUGGUCUGUGCAGUGUUUUGAAGAUUUAUUAAUUUAUAUAAAAAAAACAUGGUCUACAUUAAAUUGCCCCCUCCAAUCUGCUGCCCUAUGCACAUGCCGUGUUGGACUAGGCUAUAAUACAUAGAUUAACACAUUAACAUCUUAAACUAAUAAUGCACUUGAAAUACAAUAUAAUGUUAAUAAAGGGGUACAUGUGCACCUAAAUAAAAAAAUUUCUCUUUUCUUUGUUCAAUAUAUAAUCAUAAAAUAAUAAAGUUUUAAAAAGCUUGACGUGUAUUUUUUGUUGAUAUAAUUACUCACUCUCUCAAGAUGCAUAAAAUAGUAACCUAGAUAGCUUUUGUAAUUUAGCACCAAAUCUUGCAACGUGCAACUGCAGUUUUGAAAUGAUAUACUUUUUCAUAUAUCUAUAAUGUCAAAUUUAAGUCCAUAUUUCAAUUUGCCCCUAUAUACUUUGAUAUUUAUCUCCUUAUGAAAUAAAAAAUAUCCCUUUAGGAGAACGGAUAUCAAAAGGGCUAGGAUAUGCUGCUAGAAUAGAGCUUGAGAAAGGCUUUGUGAAGCCGAAACGCGUAGCUAUAUUAUUUCAUUUGUCUUCCCUUCACGGCAUCCGUAGUAACAUAGCAGUCAGCUUUAACUUUGACUACACACUGAAAGAAGGCUUGCUAGGGAAAAGCGUUUAAAGGGACAUGAAACCCACAUUUUUUCUUUCAUGAUUCAGAUAGAGAAUACAAUUUUAAACAACUUUCCAACUUACUUAUAUUAUUUUAUUUACUUCCUUUCACUUCUUUGCUGAAAUAUUUAGCUAGGCAAGCUCAGGAGCAGCAGAGAUCCUAGGCUCUAGCUGUUGAUUGGUGGCUGAAUAUAUAUAUAUAUCAAUUGUGAUUGGCUCACCCAUGUGUUCAGUUAAAAACCAUUAGGGCAUUGUUACUCCUACAACAAAUGAUACCAAGAGAAUGAAACAAAUUAGAUAAUAGAAGUAAAUAAGAAAGUUGUUUAAAAUUGUAUUCUCUAUCUAAAAUUUGGGUUUCAUGUGCCUUUAAGUCUUUGGAGGUUCCCAGAUGGCUCAAGGUGGUGGUCUAUAUCUGGAGGUCCUAAGCUCGCUCUGACACAAAGUAAAGCAUCCGUUGUAAGUAACUAAGGGCUCCUUUGUUUAUAAACAUUUUAUAUUUGCCUAAAAAGGAUCUCUUUUUGUUGUUUAUUUGUCUGCAGCUAACUAACAACAGCAAAGAACCUGCUAAAACCUGACCCUUAUUGAAUCUAUUAAUACCUGACCGUAUCGCAUCUCAAAUUAACCAACAUAUUUGUGCUUCAAUACAGACUUUUUAAGGACUUUUAACUUUUUAACUCUUUAUUGCACUUUUGGUUUGAUUUUAUGUGAUCCAUAUGUGUAUGUGAUAUGAUUUGUGAAUGUUAUAUACUUUAUAUUCUUGAUUGUUUUGUUACAUAUUAUUGGUACCAUAUUAAAAUCUAUAUACUGUAUUAUAUAUUGUAUUAUAAAAACUCAUACUCAUAUAUAUGUCAUUUUGUCAAGCCCAUAUAGGGAAUCUUUACUAAAAUCAGCUACUACACAUACAUUCAGCUUCUUUUGAAGCGCAAGUGCAUCUUUCUUUAUACCUGUUUUUCAGGUGUUGAGAAUCCAUUUUUUCACAGUAUUUGAUUUAAGGAGAGAGGGGUUUUAAUUAUAUUCACUUGUAUUGUAUGCAAAUUUAAUUCAGCACUGUGGCACUUCUCUGUUUCAUAACGUGCAACUGCAAUCCUGUCAUUAAAUGUCACUAUGAUCCAUUAAGUACGUACUAUUAAAAAAAAGUAAUAAGUUUAUUUUUGGGCAUAGAGGAAAUUAUAUCACAAGUGUUGUUAUUUUAAUUCAUCUUACUCUCUGUACAAAUAUAUUGUGUUCUUUAUCUAAAUCAUUUCAGUUCAUUAUAACAUAGUUCAUUUGAAUUGGCAAAAAAAAAUGUACAAUAAGUGAACAACAGAACAAAAAUAAAAUCUAAGAACAGCAAACAAAAA
Bombina bombina (fire-bellied toad) is the source of this 4597-nucleotide messenger RNA. RefSeq lists its product as uncharacterized. The record is from RefSeq and is a predicted model, not a curated record. NCBI's taxonomy places the organism in Eukaryota, Metazoa, Chordata, Amphibia, Anura, Bombinatoridae. The coding region runs from base 12 to 989 and encodes 325 amino acids. The transcript is spliced from 5 exons.